Messenger RNA from Lycium barbarum (goji berry), 588 nucleotides. RefSeq lists its product as uncharacterized. Gene Ontology annotation, molecular function: nucleic acid binding. The transcript has a single exon. Gene Ontology annotation, biological process: DNA integration. The coding region runs from base 1 to 588 and encodes 195 amino acids. NCBI's taxonomy places the organism in Eukaryota, Viridiplantae, Streptophyta, Magnoliopsida, Solanales, Solanaceae. The record is from RefSeq and is a predicted model, not a curated record.
AUGAGUUCACCAUGGCCUUUCGUUGCUUCGGGCAUGGAUGUUGUUGGACCUAUUGAACCCGCAACUUCAAAUGACCACCAGUUCAGUUUAGUUGCUAUUGACUACAUCACCAAAUGGGUGGAAGCAACGUCUCACAAGUCAGUAAUGAAGAAAGUGGUAGCGGACUUCGUGCCAAACCACAUCAUAUGUCGAUCCGGUGUACCCGAGUCAAUCAUAACAGACAAUGGAGAAAAUUUGAAUAGCCACCUGAUGAAGGAUAUCUGUGAGCAAUUCAAGAUCACCCACCAAAACUCGAUAGCCUACCGACCGCAAAUAAACAGAGCCCUAGAAGCAGCCAACAAAAAUAUCAAGAGGAUAUUGAGGAAAAUGGCUUAUACUCAUAAAGGUUGGUAUGAGCAGUUGUCUUAUGCUCUACUGGGAUACCGUACUACGACUAGAACAUUAAUAGGAGCAACUCCAUAUCUGUUGGUUUAUGGAACUGAAGCAGUCAUACCUGCUGAAAUUGAUAUACCUUCGUUGAGAAUCAUUCAAGAAGCGAAAUUAGACAAUGCUGAAUGGGUCCGAGCUCCAUAUGAGAAUUGGCUCUAA